This is a messenger RNA of Penicillium antarcticum, 330 nucleotides long. RefSeq lists its product as uncharacterized. Bases 1 to 330 code for a protein of 109 amino acids. The transcript has 2 exons. The record is from RefSeq and is a predicted model, not a curated record. Lineage: Eukaryota; Fungi; Ascomycota; Eurotiomycetes; Eurotiales; Aspergillaceae.
AUGUUCGAGAUUGGCGUAGGCCUGUAUUCGUUGCCCGAUUUCUUGCAGGCUUCUUUGGCUCAGCCCCAAUCAGCAAUGUCACCGCAGCAUUGGGAGAUAUGUGGAGCAAAGAAACAAGAGGCACGGCACAGUGAACGGAGGACCAGCUCUUGGCCCUAUAUUCGGCGCAGCAAUAAUGAUGCAGCCAAAUCUUGGCUGGCGCUGGACUGCAUACAUCCACGCAAUCGGGGUCGGAUUCGUGUUCAUCUUGACCUUCUUCUGUCUGCCAGAGGUAUACCCGUUGGUCCUGCUGAGGCGCAAAACAAAGAUGCUUCGAGAAGAGACAAAUGA